UUUUUACAUCUAAGUGUUUUCAACAUCACUUUCAACUGAACAGCUUGAAAUAAGAUCUUCGAUUCAUUGCUAAAAGUAUUUAUAUCGAGAGCUCAUCGCUCUACUCUGCAAUCUCUGCCGAGUGAUCUCUGUUGAUAUUGAUACCUAUAACAGAUGACAACUUAAGUAUAUAUCAAAUUGUAGAUGCUACGACGAUGUUCGAAAACAAGACCCUCAUUCAUUGACUAGACCACAUCAAUUUGAAGUUUUAUUAAUGUGUAUGACGAUCACACUUAAACCUAAUAUCAUUCUUGAAAACUUAUAAUACAAACCACAAUUUACGAUUGAGAGACUGAUUCUCAUUCUAAAUUGAUUCGUCGGUUGUUUCUGUUGAAUGCGAUAGUCAAUGGUGCUCUUUGUUAUAAAAUAUGCUGAAUAAAUAUGAAAUGUACCAGCUUGAAAUGUACAUCGUUUGGUUUUGACAUCAAAAGAGAAAAGUUUACGGUUCUAUUUGCUCAAUUAAUUAUUUCGUUUUAUUUGAGUGAGUGAGUGAGUCAAGCCACCUCUAAAAUGGCUUCAGUAACAUUCUACCUGCUGAUGGCCUAGGUAUCACAAUUAAAUCUGUCCACAAAUGUGCCCCAAACAAUAAUGUUGUGUAUGCACCCGACGAUAUAGUUUUUGCGUGUGACGAACAGAGUUCAAGGAUGAGUGUUUUAAUUUCAAAGUUCAUGUGAAUAUUAAAGAGAUUAGAACCGAGCGCCGAACUAGUUGUGAGAUAACGACUGAACUAAAUAAAACGAGCAACGAAUAGAAUAUUUACAUUUUCUGUAAAUCUAAAUUGGGGUGAUGACUGUAAACAGACUUAAAUGUUGGACGAACUGUAGUCAAUUCGUGUGAUAAAAGUGUUUUCAAAUAAUUUUUAUUUAAAUCUAAAAUGUUAGCAAUGGUGUCACAUACAAUUUAGUGUUGUUUUGUUUUGUUUUACUGGAACUAGUGGAAUCGGUCUAAUAUAACAUCGUAAUAGAAUAAAGGAAAAAAAACCAUUAACAAUGUUCAAUCAAGUGAAAACUAUAAUUUUCGUGUCACUUGCAUCAAUUGUAAAUUUGUGUUUUUGUGCUAACAUAGAACACCCACUUCGAUUAAGCCUUACCAUAAGUUCGAAACUGCACCAUUUGGAAAUAUCUUGGUUCAGUGUAAAGCCCACCGAAGGAGUGAUACUUAUAACAAACGACGAACCCUCAGGGCCAUACCACAAAUACAGUGUCCCGGCUUAUAAUGAUGAUCAUUUUUAUGCUUCAACAACGGAAAAACCCGACACCGAAUCAACGAGUACAACUCACUAUGACCAGCCAUAUGCAGAUUCAGUGGAAGUUUUCGAAUCACGUAUGGCCGAAACAGAUUCGAUUUGGACAUAUGGCCCGUCCAAUAAAACAGCACAGUACUGGUUGGAGCCGAAAGAGCCAAGUGGCUGGGUAACUACGAAUAUUCUAUUCGACGUGGAAUUAUCGAAACAAAUUUCCAUUCGCACUAAAUGUUACGGAUAUUGGGCCGUUUAUUUGAAUGGAAACGGUGAGGUAAAAGCAACUGCCUGUGUAUCAGCGCAUCCGACGUGGAUGAACGAUAUGAAAAGUCACAUCGGCCGAUUCAAAUUUAGAGAUUUGUUCUUGGCUGGCACACAUGAUUCGGGUAGUUACCGGGAUGGGUUCAAUCCAAGGAGAAAUGAAACUUUAGUUACGAAGUAUGCUCUUACGCAGGACGAUGAUAUCUAUACCCAAUUGAUGCAUGGCGUACGGUACUUGGAUAUCAGAAUCGGUUAUUAUCGAGCGUCGCACCCAGUGUUUUGGGUGAAUCAUGGCAUCACAAAACAACAAUCACUUGCAAAAGUCUUACGGCAGGUCAAAGACUUUGUUCUGGAAACAAACGAAAUUGUUAUCUUUGACGUUCAGGAAUGGCCAGUUGGUUUUGGUAAGAAGUUAGAUAUCCAUAGGAACCUUGUGCAUUACAUUCAAACCGAAAUUGGAGAUCUACUGGUCGAUCCGAAUCUUACUUGGGAUGCGAACCUAGACGAUAUUUGGAAGACCAAAAGAAAUGUAAUUUUGGGAUACGAUCACAUAGCAAUGGUUCAUGAAUUUCCGUCGUAUCUGUGGCACUCGGUGCAACAAAGAUGGGGAAACGUCCAGAGCUUAACCGAUUUGAAACGUUAUUUGUCUCCAUCUAGUCGCGGUUUCCUGUUAUUUUCAAGUCGUCCAGUAGCUGACAUGGCUGAGCUAACUCCAAACACGUGGGAUGUGUUAACCGAUCGAUUUGGCGGUACAUUUAUUUCAUUAAAUUUGAGAUUCAUUCCAACAGGAUUUCAUUUGGUGCAAUGUCUAAUUUCAGGAUUGCGUCGAAUGGCCGAUCAAGCGAAUCGACACAUAUCACGAUGGUACAUUGAAGAAUGGGGAUCGAUGACCAAUAUCGUAGCUGUAGAUUUCAUUCGCGGAACAAAUUUGAUGGAAACAGCACUCUACUGGAAUGGGAAAAAAGACAUUCUGAGUCCAAAGCGUUAAGUCGUUGUGGAGCUCUUCAAAUUUUUGUCUUGUUUUAAAGGCGACUUUUCAGUUAAAAGAUAAAAGAUUUCUUCCACUUA
Molecule: messenger RNA, 2608 nt
Organism: Bradysia coprophila
Lineage: Eukaryota; Metazoa; Arthropoda; Insecta; Diptera; Sciaridae
Gene: PLCXD
Product: Phosphatidylinositol-specific phospholipase C X domain containing
Biological process (GO): lipid metabolic process
Molecular function (GO): phosphoric diester hydrolase activity
Source: RefSeq, a predicted model, not a curated record